CAGCAGUGGCUGUUCUGUUCGGCUCUAAGUAGCUUUAAAAGAUAAAUUUAGUCCUUUAAAACGUCGUUCACAUAUUCAAGAAAAGCCGCGAUUGCAGGUGCUACACAAGUCCCUCUGUUAGAUUUUAGUGUAUUUAUUUUGGUAGACAUUCGCACUUGUAGCCGGUUUGGGUGCGGCUUGCGAAGGAGGAUUAGAGCAGAAUAACUACUUUCAAUUGAUCAUCUACAUUUGGAAUCUACACAUCUCUAUAAAACAUGCAGUGGAUGUUAUUUCUGUCUAUUUUCUUAUUACUCAUGGACGGUGUGUUUGGUGCAGAAACAGACAAGGCAAUGUCAGUGAUGGAGGGAGACUCCGUCACUCUACACACUAACCUUACUGAAAUACUCAACGAUGAUACUUUACUAUGGUUGUUUGGACCUAACGAAUUUGUCAUUUCUCAAAUAACGAGGAAGGACGACCUGACCUCAUUUUUUGUCACUGAUGAUGUGAGAUUCAAUGGCAGAUUUCAGGUAGACCAAAACACUGGCUCUCUCACCAUCAGAAACACCAGAAUCAGACACUCUGGACAAUAUAAACUGAGAUUUUCUAGAGAAAAGACUACAACCAAGACAUUUAAUGUUACUGUAAUUGGUGUGGUUGAUGAGACGGGUGGAGUGAAGUCAGUAUCAGUGAUGGAGGGAGAUUAUGUCACUCUACAGAAUUAUGUUACUGCAAUACAGAGAGACGAUCUGAUAGUGUGGAGGUUUGGGGAUAAAGGCAUUCUCCUGGCUAAAAUCGAUGGAGAAACUAAUGAGACCUCAGUAAACAUUGCCGAUGAGCGAUUCAAAGGCAGACUGGAGCUGGAUCAGACUGGAUCUCUGAUCAUCACAGACACCAGAACCGAACACGCUGGACUUUAUGAGCUACAGAUCAGAGGCCGCGAGAGCUCACAGCAAUUCUUGGUUUCUGUCAGUGCUGUUCCUGAUCCGGGUCUGUCUCCGGGUGCUAUAUUUGGGAUAGCUGCUGCUGUUUUGUUAUUCCUGACUGCAGUUGUAGCUGCUGUUGUGAUUUACUAUCGCCGCAAGAUCUCUGAACUAGAAAAGCAAAUGGUUGAAGAGAAGUCAGUGGCAGAUGGAGAUACUGUGACUCUAAAGACUGAUACUGAACUACAGAAAGAUGACAAUAUACAGUGGUGCUAUAAAGAAGACAACAAUCUCAUUGCUGAAAUCGAUGGAGUGACCAGUAAUAAAACAUACGAUGGUGUUGAUGGGAAAUUCAGAAGCAAACUGGUGCUGGAUAAGAAGACUGGAAAUCUCACCAUCAAUAACAUCAUGCUUAAUCACUCUGGACUCUAUAAACUACAGAUCAGCGGCAAAAACAGAAGAACCGAAAAGAGAUUCAUUCUUACCGUCAAAAUGAGUACGGUGUCAGUGAUGGUGGGAGAAUUUGUGACUUUAAAUACUGAGACUGAAAUGCAAAGUGAUGAUCUGAUACUGUGGACGUUUGGAGCUGAAAACAAUCUCGUUGUUAAAGCUGAUUCAGGAAAGAUUAGUAUUGGUGCGAGAUUCACAGACAGACUGCAGCUGGACAAGACGACUGGAUCUCUGACCAUCAGAGACAUCACAAACGCAGACUCAGGACAUUUUAAACUGCAGAUCAUAAACAGCAAACAGAGUCGAUUCAGGAGAUUCAAUGUGACCGUCACUGGAAACAGAGUGAAUGAAUCAAAUGGAUCAACUGUAGUGAAGCCACUGUUGAAAGGAGAUGAUGUGAAAGAACUUGAAGAGCAGCAGGGGACAACUUCAGUUUAAUAAGACACACCCACCACUGGGACAUCAUCAACAGUUGAGCUCAACAACAUAUUUCUACUUCUAUUAAAACAAAUGAACCCAUGUGCUGUUAAACUGUUUUGGUUUUAGAUGAACAAAAGAGUAAAUUCUCUCCUCAACAGUGUUAUUUAAGUUGCUACCCAUGACCCCCAAGAAUUUCUAAAGAAAGAACAAAGGCACUGUUUUCAAACAACAAAACAUAGUUUUAUUAUAGUUUCAUUAAUUUUUUUUUCUUUUUUAUUCAAUCAACACCCGAAAUGUUGAUUAAAAGUAAAACAAAACAAAGCAACAGAUUACAAACCCAAAUCUGAGAAAUCGGGUUAGACUACAACAAUUAAUUUGCCUAUUUUACAAAUGGGAAUACAACAAAUUCAUGACAGUGUUUUACAUUCAAGCUACCCGUAAAAUUUAUAGUGAAAAGUUCUUUAAAAUCUGGAAUGCAAUAAAGUAAUUUUUAAAGCUGUUUUUAAAGCAUUUGCUGCAUGGAUUAAAAAAUAGGCUAAUAAAUAAUUCACAUAUCAGACAAAAUUGCAUUGCAGAAAAUUCUUUACAUUUUAAGUAAUUCAGAGCAGAGCAACAUAAAAAUCAGAAAAAACAUAAUUGGGCCUGUUUUAGGCUUUUCCUUAUUUUUAUAUUUUAGACAGUGAUGAAAAAUGACUUGCCAUCUCCUCAUUGGACGUGCCUUUAGAGAGAAAUAUGCAUCUUUAAGGAUUACAUAAUGAAAGAGUUUUUCUUUUCGAUUUGAAUUAUUUCGUUUUAAAGUAGUAAUUUAAAGCUUUCUAUAGAUAUAUUUAUCAUAUUUGUGACUCUUUCGGUUCAUCAUUGUGAAGCGCUACUAUUCAAGACGAGACUGCAAGCACAUCCUCUGUUUUCCUAUUUAUUUUAUAAAAGCACAACGUUUUGUUGACAUUGUGAGUGCACACAAAUAAAAGUAGACCCUUUACAGUUCUGAAUUAUGUAUUACUCUUACCUUUAUGAGCAAAAAUUACGGCGUAUUUUAAGUUGUUUCCACUAUCAAGAAAAAAAUGCAAGUGGCCACUCUGGCGCCUCCAUGUCCUGCAUAGUGCGCUUCAGCUUCCACUCUUCACACAAACGAUUAAUGUAAUGACCACGGACCCUUAACUCCAAAUCUGUGGUGGCAUCACGGAAUCGCCGGAAAUUCCGUGAUGGGCUCACAGAAGUGAUACCAAUGUAAGUCAGUGACAGGCAUCAGCCGUGGUCCAUGCACAGAUCCAUUACACCGAAUUCUGUGAGACCAGGUUGUAAAUUAUAUAUUGGGUAACAAUAUUGCCAUUAUUGCAUGUUGUAUUGCAUGCACCCCAUAUGUUGGGGUGUGAUUUUUCAAUGUAAACAGCCACAACAGUUUUAUUAUUACAUUACACAUUUAUGAGCACAUAA
This is a messenger RNA of Onychostoma macrolepis, 3206 nucleotides long. RefSeq lists its product as uncharacterized. The record is from RefSeq and is a predicted model, not a curated record. Bases 255 to 1790 code for a protein of 511 amino acids. The transcript has 7 exons. Lineage: Eukaryota; Metazoa; Chordata; Actinopteri; Cypriniformes; Cyprinidae.